AUGUUGGUCAUCUUUAAUGAGUAUCUGCUUAAUAUCAUAAUCAUACUCUUAAAAUAUUGGUCAAUCAUAUCCCUUGCUGACGUUAAACCCAAGCCUCGCCCUCGUAAAGCCGUGAAAUCCAAGGCUGUCAUUGACGACAAGGACGACGACGAGAUCGAGAUUAUUGGCGAUGUCGACGUCACAAUGGGUGCGUCUGACGGCCCCAUUACUGCCGCUUCAGGUCCUGACGCCUCAUUUGCGCAGAUGAAAAUCGACAACCUCGUCAACAGGGAAGUCAAAGCGAAGGUCGCUACCAAGGAUAAGGGCAAAAAGCGUGCCGCAACCAAGUUUCCAUUCAAGUGUGCAGAGACUGUGUGUAUUCCUUACACCACUGUCCCUGGCAUGGACACUAAACAUCGUAUUUACUUCAAGGCCGCCGCUAUCGAGAAUGGUCAGGUUGCAUCGUCUAGCAACAAGCAGGCUCGGAUUGAUCCCUUGUCUGCCACUGACCUUGCCGACCUUCAGCGUCGUUGUGGACACUCUUUGUCGCUUGAUAGUUCCAUCAAGGAUUUUAUCACCCAGCGUACCAGAGUCGUACUUGACAAACCCAUGCCGGGCGAACCCACGCUGGAUUAUUAUCGUACUACUGAGUUGGACUUGCGCAACCGCGUUAUUACUGUCCUUCAGCGCAUGGACUUAGAGCUUAAGCUUUUUGAAGUCGUCAACGCUGAGUACGAGACUGUUGCUGACUUGCUCAAGGAUUAUGAGGAAAUCGAGGCUUUUCUCGCUUAA
Laccaria bicolor S238N-H82 is the source of this 771-nucleotide messenger RNA. RefSeq lists its product as uncharacterized. The record is from RefSeq and is a predicted model, not a curated record. The transcript has 8 exons. The coding region runs from base 1 to 771 and encodes 256 amino acids. NCBI's taxonomy places the organism in Eukaryota, Fungi, Basidiomycota, Agaricomycetes, Agaricales, Hydnangiaceae.